AUGUUAAACAAUGCCAGCGGUUGUGACUUGCAUCUAAAGUGGCCAAUCAGAACUGCAUCUGGUCAGCUCAAUUUUGCAGAUGGUCGAGAAUCGAUUGCAGAAGACUACCGAUGCAUAUGCAAGAGUGGCCACUUCUAUUUCUACUUUCUUUCCUUCUUUUUUCUUUAUUUUACUCUAUUUUUUUCUUUCUGUCUUUUUACUUCACAUUUUUUCUUUUUUUUACUCCAUUCUUUAUUUUUUUUCUUUAUUUUGAUUUCGUUCUACUUUCUUUCUUUCCUUCUUUUUUUUUAUAUUUUGUCCUUUCUGUCUUUCCUUUUGGCCAAUUUUCUUCCUUUCUUUUUACCUCACUUUUUUCUUUCUUUCUUUCUUUCUUUCUUUCUUUCUUUCUUUCUUUCUUUCUUUUAUAUUUUUGUCUUUUCUAUCAUUCCUUCUUUCUUUUUUCUUUCUUUCUUUGGUUCAUUUCCUUCUUUUUUUCAUCAAUUUCUUUCUUUCAUUAGAUCUAUUUUGUCUCUGUUCGUCUUUUGUUUUUUUUUUCGUUUCUUUCUUUCUUUCUUUCUUUCUUCCUGUCUUUCUUUCUUUAUUUAUUUAUUUCUGUCAGUCUUUUUAUUUUCGUUUCUUUCUUUCUUUCUUCCUGUCUUUCUUUCUUUCUUUCUUUAUUUAUUUCUGUCAGUCUUCUUUUCUUUCUUUUUUCUUUCUUUCUUUCUUUCUUUCUUUCUUUCUUUCUUUCUUUCUUUCUUUUAUCCAUUUUCCUUUCCGUUUAUAUUUUAUUGGCUUCAUUCUUUCAAUAUUUAUCUCCUUCUUUUCAUUCUUUUUGCAUUCUUCUCCAUUCCUUUCUUUCUCUAUAUAUUGUUUUUCUUGUUCUUUCUUUCAUUUUCCUUUCUUCUUCUUCCCCCCCUCUCCUGUAUCUUUUACAUUCUCUUUCCUUCUUUUUAUCCAAACCCAUUCUUUCUUUUUCCACUAAUCAGUGUGUCACCUUUCUUCUUCUUCUUCUUCUUCUUCUUCUUCUUCUUCUUCUUCUUCUUCUUUUCGCCUUAUCUAUCUUUCUAUCUAUCUAUCUAUCUAUCUAUCUAUCCUUUACUAUCUAAGUCUAUUCUUUACUAUCUAUCUAUCUAUCUAUCUAUCUAUCUAUCUAUCUAUCUAUCUAUCUAUCUACUUAAGUCUGUUCCUAUCUAUCUAUCUAUCUAUCUAUCUAAGUCUAUUAUCUAUCUAUCUAUCUAUCUAUCUAUCUAUCUAUCUAUCUACUUAAGUCUGUUCCUAUCUAUCUAUCUAUCUAUCUAUCUAUCUAAGUCUAUUAUUAUCUAUCUAUCUAUCUAUCUAUCUAUCUAUCUAUCUAUCUAUCUAUCUAUCUACUUAAGUCUGUUCCAAUCUAUCUAUCUAUCUAUCUAUCUAUCUAAAGUGAUUUCUUACCAUUACAAUCAGAUAAUUUCUGUCUAUCUAUCUAUCUAUCUAUCUAUCUAUCUAUCUAUCUAUCUAUCUAUCUAUGUCUGUCAAUAUCUAUCUAUCUAUCUAUCUAUCUAUCUAUCUAUCUAUAUAUAUAUAUAUAUAUAUAUGUCUGUUAAUAUGUAUCUAUCAAUCUCUUAUCUAUCUAAGUCUGUUAGUAUCUAUCUAUCUAUCUAUCUAUCUAUCUAUCUAUCUAUCUAUAUAUAUAUAUAUAUAUAUAUAUGUCUGUUAAUAUCUCUCUAUCUCUCUAAGUCUGUAUGUAUGUAUGCAUGUAUGUCUGUAUGUAUGCAUCAUCUAUCUAUCUAUCUAUCUAUCUAUCUUUCUAUCUAUCACUUUUUUGUUCUUCUCUCUCUUGAUUGCCUCAUUGAAAUAACUUCGUCGCCUUUGGCUGUCCAUACUUCCUCGUUCGCCCGUUCAUCAAUCUCGCGUCCUGUUUCUCGUUCCUCCCUUCCUGGUGCCGUCAAUCUGAGACCAAGACAGAUGUUCACUGAUAUUCUGUCUUCAAGUCCUUAUAAUUUACUUAUAGAGACCCCGUGUCUUGAUUUCUGA
Messenger RNA from Acanthosepion pharaonis, 1989 nucleotides. NCBI's taxonomy places the organism in Eukaryota, Metazoa, Mollusca, Cephalopoda, Sepiida, Sepiidae. The record is from the annotation of a GenBank genome assembly.